GUUGCUGACGUCGCUUAUACGCUCAAGUUCCAAGAUCGUCAGUUUUGCGCUGUAUUUCUGCUGGUUGGUCGUGUAUUAAUUUAAUGAAAAAAGCACCGUUCACUUCAGAAAUGCAGCGGAGCACUCGCAAACGACCAGUCCCUCCGCCUGAGUGUGAGGGGGCUGCCCCUGUGGAUGGUGAGGAGGGAGGAAGGAAAAGACAGAAGAAGAUGGACCCCAAGGGCCAACAACAGAGAGGUGCUGUCAAGGGGCGUAAGACGUUAACCACUAAGAGAAGGAACAAAGCACUGCAGAAAACCGAGGCAGCGCAAAGUGGAAAUGAACCAUCCUCAUCCAAGGAUUUAAGUGAACCCUGCAGAGCAUCCUUAGAGGAUCUAUAUAGCAAAGGGGCACUUCUUGGAAAGGGAGGGUUUGGCACCGUAUUUUCAGGAAUAAGAAAAACUGAUGGGAUGCCGGUGGCCAUCAAAUACAUCUCGAAGGAGAAAUGUACCAAGCAGCUAAGAAUGCCUGGACAAGAGAAGCCACUCCCCAGAGAGGUGGCUUUGAUGGUGCACUUAAGCUUAGAGCCAACGUGUCCUACCAUUCUAAAGCUUAUUGAAUGGUUUGACUUGCCCAGUGAGUACGUCUUGGUGUUGGAAAGACCUGAGCCAUGCCUUGACCUACAAGAAUACUGCAGGAGCCUAGGGGGCUUCAUUAGUGAGGAGGUGGCGCGGCAUGUGCUCAUGCAGUUGCUCGAAGCCCUGAGACACUGUGACAGCAAAGGCGUCCUGCAUCGAGAUGUGAAGCCAAGCAACAUCCUCAUACAGAUCAAGACGCUAGAACUGAAGCUCAUAGACUUCGGCUGUGGAGAUAUUUUGAAGGACGAUACAUACACUAAGUUUGCAGGAACAAAAUUUUACUGCCCCCCAGAGGUUUUUACAAUAGGAGAGUACUUGGCUAGCCCUGUCACAGUCUGGUCUGUGGGAGUGACACUGUACAGGAUGGUCUGUGGCACAGUACCCUACAAGAACUUUUGGGAAGCCCUCACAAAACCUCUGGAAGUUCCAGGACGGGUGUCACUUGACUUCCAGCAUUUAAUUCGGUGGUGCCUGUCACUUGAUCCAUCGGACCGGCCAACGGUGGAUCAGAUAAUGAGUCAUCCAUGGCUACAGCAGUGUGUUUGAGAGAGUGGUGCUGACCUACAUCCAGAGCAACAUCCCAG
This is a messenger RNA of Brienomyrus brachyistius, 1201 nucleotides long. RefSeq names its product serine/threonine-protein kinase pim-1-like. The record is from RefSeq and is a predicted model, not a curated record. The coding region runs from base 84 to 1163 and encodes 359 amino acids. The transcript has 7 exons. NCBI's taxonomy places the organism in Eukaryota, Metazoa, Chordata, Actinopteri, Osteoglossiformes, Mormyridae. Gene Ontology annotation, molecular function: protein serine/threonine kinase activity; ATP binding. Gene Ontology annotation, cellular component: cytoplasm. Gene Ontology annotation, biological process: negative regulation of apoptotic process; regulation of mitotic cell cycle; protein autophosphorylation.